Messenger RNA from Darwinula stevensoni, 540 nucleotides. Lineage: Eukaryota; Metazoa; Arthropoda; Ostracoda; Podocopida; Darwinulidae. The record is from the annotation of a GenBank genome assembly.
AUGAAAUACCGUGGCGAAGACACCCUGACCCUGAUAGGUGACCGCAACGUGAUACGUGAGGGUUGCACCAUCAACGCAGGCACGGUGCAAGACAUCGGCAAGACGGUAGUGGGCAGCGACAACUGGAUUAUGGCCUAUGUUCACAUCGCGCACGAUUGUGUGCUGGGCGACCACAUCAUUAUCGCCAACUACACGGGGCUGGCAGGCCAUGUGCGGCUGGAUGACUGGGUGGUGUUGGGAGGUCAAUCUGGUAUUUACCAGCGCGUACGCAUGGGUGCGCACAGUAUGUGCGGCUUUCAGGCACACGCCGGGCAAGAUGUGCCGCCCUUUGUCACCGCAGGCGGUAACCCUUACCGUGCGCUGAUGGUGAACCAGGAAGGGUUGAAACGGCGCGGCUUUAGUGAAGAACGCAUUAAUCGCAUCAAACAAAUGUACCGUCUGCUUUAUCGCCAAGGGCUGACGCUGGCGCAGGCAACGGAAGAAAUUGCCGCUCUGCCUGCGGAUGAUGAAGCCGGCAAAGGUGACAUCGCCAUGAUGGUA